Messenger RNA from Monodelphis domestica (gray short-tailed opossum), 2905 nucleotides. NCBI's taxonomy places the organism in Eukaryota, Metazoa, Chordata, Mammalia, Didelphimorphia, Didelphidae. The record is from RefSeq and is a predicted model, not a curated record.
CAUGGUGUUGCCAUCUUGGUAUAGGGCAAAGUGAAGUACCUUGUUCCGCCAGAUCUGGCGCCCCAUUCCAAGACCCAGGCAGUAUCCUGCCCUCCUCUCCCGACCCCAAAGCUCUACUAUUCUGCUGCUGUCUCAUGCCUCCAACUCACCUCUGGGGAAAAUGUAGUGGAGAGAGGAGACCUGGGUUCGAAUGCUGGCUUCAACUCUUUCCAGUUGUGGGACGCUGAACAAGUCACUUUUCCUUUCUGAGCCUCAAUUUCCUCAUUUGUAAAAUGAGGAAGGCUCUAAGGUCCCUUCAAACUGUAGAAGCCCAGACAGCUCCUCCCUGAGCUCAUCCCCACAGCCGCCUCCCCGGGGGGGCCCUCCCUCUUCUCCUCCUGGGCCCCCCCUGGCUCCCCUACCCUCUGCAGCUUCAUCUCUCCUAGGAACAGGGGGCCCACCCCAACUCCCACUUGGCUCCCCCUUCCCUGUCAUCAGCUCCUCCAUGGGGUCACCUGGGCUUCCUCCCCCUGCACCUCCUGGACCCUAUGGCCCUGUCAGCAGUCCCCAGAUUAACUCCACAGUGUCACUCCCUGGGGGAGGGUCCGGCCCCCCAGAAGAUGUGAAGCCACCAAUGUUGGGUGUUCGAGGCCUGCACUGUCCACCUCCUCCGGGAGGUCCAGGGGCUGGCAAACGUCUUUGUGCAAUCUGUGGGGACAGGAGCUCAGGCAAACACUAUGGGGUGUACAGCUGUGAAGGCUGUAAAGGCUUCUUUAAGCGCACCAUCCGAAAGGACUUGACUUACUCAUGUCGGGACAACAAGGACUGCACUGUGGACAAACGGCAAAGGAACCGAUGUCAGUACUGCCGAUACCAGAAAUGCCUUGCUACUGGAAUGAAGAGGGAGGCGGUACAGGAGGAGCGUCAAAGGGGCAAGGAGAAGGACGGGGAAGGGGAGGGGGCCGGGGGGGCCCCUGAGGAGAUGCCUGUGGACAGGAUCCUGGAGGCUGAACUCGCCGUGGAGCAGAAGAGUGACCAGGGCGUAGAAGGGCCCGGGGGGGCCGGGGGCGGCGGCAGUAGCCCAAAUGACCCUGUGACCAACAUCUGUCAGGCAGCAGACAAACAGCUGUUUACACUGGUUGAAUGGGCAAAGAGGAUCCCGCACUUCUCCUCUCUGCCUCUUGAUGACCAGGUCAUUCUGCUUCGAGCAGGCUGGAAUGAGCUCCUCAUCGCCUCCUUCUCCCAUCGUUCCAUCUCCGUCAGGGAUGGCAUCCUCCUUGCCACAGGGCUCCAUGUCCAUCGAAACUCUGCUCAUUCAGCUGGUGUUGGAGCCAUUUUUGACCGGGUUCUGACUGAACUAGUGUCCAAGAUGCGUGAUAUGCGAAUGGAUAAGACAGAACUCGGCUGUUUAAGGGCUAUUAUCUUAUUCAACCCAGAUGCCAAGGGCCUCUCCAACCCAGGGGAGGUAGAGAUUCUGAGGGAAAAAGUCUAUGCAUCUUUGGAGUCAUAUUGUAAACAGAAAUACCCUGAGCAGCAGGGACGGUUUGCAAAGCUGCUUCUUCGUCUCCCUGCCCUCCGCUCUAUUGGCCUCAAGUGCUUGGAGCAUCUGUUUUUCUUCAAGCUCAUCGGGGACACACCCAUUGACACCUUCCUCAUGGAGAUGCUGGAGGCACCACACCAGCUUGCCUAACACUGAAAGAUAGAGGGGGGAGGGUGACCUGCAAACUUGGAUGGAGGCCUGGAGGGAGGCUGGAAUGCAAGAUGGGCCCCAAACCUUGGGAGAUGAGGGUGGGGAAGAAGCUUCAGGACCUUGGAUAGAGGACAGACCUAAACUGAAACCCCCAAGGGGUUUAUACCAGUUCGUCUGAUGCCAUUAUCAGAGGAGACCCUAGAACCCUAAGAGGGAUGGGGUUGUCUGUUCCAGUCCUCGGCUCGCCUGGUUCUCUAACUUACAGGGGCUGCCCAAGUUUUGAACUGAGUUCUCAUACUGGUAAAGGAUUCCCCUCAUCCUCCCAUCCAUUUCCCUCCAAACAGCACUGGGGAUCUGCUGUGCUUCUCUCCCAGGACCCUGUUCCCUUAUCUGGGAGCCAUGAGCUCGUUCCUCUUCCUCCCCUCUUUUCAGAUAAGACAGUUGAAAUGAGGGCUCUGUUCUUCACCCUAAGAAAUGGACUUUGGGGGGCAGGACCCCUCCACACAAUGAUGGACGUUGGCCAUGGGGCUCACACCUCCUUCCCUAUCAAGACAUGGAAAGAUUGUGGGAGAUGGUAAUAGUGACUGGGAGAGGAAUCACUCUGAAAUCUUCAUAGCCUGGUUCUCACAUAGCUCUUUUUAUGGCAUCUCCCUUUUUAAUCAGACUGAAGGGGAGUGGGGUGUGUGUGAAAGGACAGACUGGCUUUCUCCUGGCCUCCAGUGUGCUGAGGGUUUACUGGGAAGAGCCAGAGUCUUAGUCUUAAGAAGAGCCUUAGUCUCAAGGGUCUUCCCACUGGUGAAAGAGAACUGUGUUAGAGGAAGGGUAUAGGUUGCAUCUAUUCCUGGGGAUCCUCAGCCUUUUAUCUGCCCAGUCUACUUGGGCAACCAAGCCAGGGAGAGGGGUGAUUUGGGUAGGGAGCUGUUUAAGAAGAGAAGUGCUUUUGAGAUGAUACGGUUAUCACUGAAGCCGCCCCCUCCCCCUUCCUGAUUACACCACCUCCCUCCAUAAUCAUGUCUUCCUAGUACUCACAUAAACCUUUUGCCUUGCCCUCCCUUGCUAGGGAAGCUCCUAGUUUGAGGAGGCAGGGUUGCUGCAGGGACUGGAGGUAGGGAUCAAUCCCAGGGAAAGGGGUGGGGGUGUCUUCUGGGGCCUGCAUGAUUCUAUAGGUUCCAGCUCUCCCAUAGAACUUUUCCAAAAAAAAAAAAUGCUUUCAAAUUAAACCGCUGCUUUUCUGGA